This is a messenger RNA of Anneissia japonica, 721 nucleotides long. RefSeq names its product dynein regulatory complex subunit 3-like. NCBI's taxonomy places the organism in Eukaryota, Metazoa, Echinodermata, Crinoidea, Comatulida, Comatulidae. The coding region runs from base 235 to 699 and encodes 154 amino acids. Gene Ontology annotation, molecular function: protein binding. The transcript has 4 exons. The record is from RefSeq and is a predicted model, not a curated record.
AAUAGUUUGUACACAACUUCAGAGCGGAGAGAGCGAGAGCUAGAUAGGUGAUUGAGAGAUCUCGCCGCGCCGCGCCUAAACCGACUUAGCAGCUUAAAAGCCUGGCUAGCUAGGGCUAGCCUACACUUGACAAGAAUUGACGAAGAAUAAGGUGAUAACAAAAUAAAAAAUGAGAUAGAAAUACAGGGAAUUUCGAAAUAUUUCAGCCAUCUAGGAAGUUGAAAGAUAAACACAAUGAGUCGUCUGUACGAUACUGUGGAGCCCUCGGUGAUCGAGGAAGACAUGCUACAGAAAGCAGUGGAAGAACAAGGACCAAAGGAGGAAGCUGGAAAAAUAGCUAAAUCUGAAGGAAUUGACUUUGGGGAUGUCCUUAAAUUGAGGUUGGAUUUCAAAAAUAUUCUGAAAAUUGACAAUUUGUGGCAAUUUACAAGCCUAGUCAAACUUCAGCUGGACAACAACAUCAUUGAGACAAUAGAAGGACUUGAUGCAUUAGUGAACUUGGUGUGGUUAGAUUUAUCAUUCAACAACAUUGAAGUAGUAGAAGGCUUAGAUAAGUUAGUGAAACUUGAAGAUUUGACACUGUACAACAAUAGGAUAGCAGUGUUGGAAAACAUGCACAACCUCACAAGACUGCAUGUGCUCUCAGUUGGAAACAACAAACUCACUAGCCUGGAAAAUGUAAGUAAUUGGCCAGUCUAACAAAAAGGUGCAUACAGCUCUG